AUGGCGGCAUCACCUCGGCCGCACACCUAUCUGUUGUUGCCAUCUCUGCUCCUCCUCCUGCUCCUCGUCGUCUCUUCCCGCGCUGCGAGAGUGGGAGCAACCGCAAGAAACCAGGCAGCCCAGGACGACCGCGGAGAGGUGGACGCCAGCGGCGAGGCGGCGGCGAGCUUCCUCAGCGCGGAGGCGGGGGAUGAAGGUUGCGGCGGUGGCGCCAAAGGGGGAGAUGGAGACGAUGAUGAGUGCUUGAUGAGGAGGACGCUGGUGGCGCACACCGACUACAUCUACACCCAGGGAGGAAACCACAACUAG
Molecule: messenger RNA, 309 nt
Organism: Triticum turgidum subsp. durum (durum wheat)
Lineage: Eukaryota; Viridiplantae; Streptophyta; Magnoliopsida; Poales; Poaceae
Source: the annotation of a GenBank genome assembly